Molecule: messenger RNA, 1812 nt
Organism: Sabethes cyaneus
Lineage: Eukaryota; Metazoa; Arthropoda; Insecta; Diptera; Culicidae
Exons: 1
Coding region: 1-1812 (603 amino acids)
Molecular function (GO): nucleic acid binding; zinc ion binding
Source: RefSeq, a predicted model, not a curated record
AUGCCGCCAGAGAAGAAAAUUGAAAAACGCUUAGCUGAAAUGGUGGUGAAUAUAACAGCUCUCAAUGCUCAGUGUGACGUAGUCGAAAAAUUCAUUAAACAAUUCGACGAAGAUCGCGAUCAAUGCCAAAUUCCCGUUCGGAUUGAAUCGCUUGACCGAGUGUAUAAAGCGUUUUUGACAGUGCAGGAAGAAAUCGAGAGACUGGACGAUCCAGAGAUGCUGGAGACUCACUUGUCUGAUAGAUCUGAAUUCGAGAACAGAUAUUGUGUAGCAAAGGGCUUUUUAUUAGCAAAGCGUAGUGACGAUGUGAACCGUACCGUGCUUAAUGCUUCCCUACCUGGUAGUGCACCUGUCGUUUCGAACUACCACCUGAGGCUACCCAAGAUAGACCUCCCAAAGUUUAGUGGCGAGUUUUCAAAAUGGCUGUCUUUUCGUGACACCUACAUGUCGAUGGUGCAUUCAAAUGUCGACAUACCCACCGUAGCCAAGCUGCAAUAUCUUCUCCAGUCGCUAGAGGGUGAAGCGCAUAAACCGUUUGAAAGCGUAGAUGUGGUAGCAGAUAACUACGCAGCCGUAUGGGACAAUUUGCUCAAGCGGUAUGAUAACAAGAGAUUUCUGAAAAAGCAAUUGUACCGCGCUCUGCACGAUUUACCCGCAAUAAGGAAGGAAUCCGCCACCGAGCUUCAUGAGCUCCUAGAUGAAUUUCAUCGUCACGUUAAGGCACUCGCUAAACUAGGAGAACCAAUUGAGCACUGGGAUACUCCGCUAAUCAAUAUGCUAUCGUACAAGCUCGAUCCCGCAACAAUUCGAGCAUGGGAAGAAAAGGCCAGCCAAGUGGAUGACGAAAAUGUGAAAUUUACCGAUCUGAUAGACUUUCUAUACCAGCGGGUUCGAAUAUUGAAAUCGGUAUCUUCUGACAUACUCCAACGUGUUCAGCCGGUUCAGUCAAAGGUGGCCGGCAAUGCUCACGCUCCGAAGAAGUUUUUCUCAUCCAGAAUCGCAGCCAACGCCGCUGCGUCCGAGUGUAAAUCUAAUACUCCAUCCUGCCAUGCCUGCUCUGACAAACACUAUCUGUUCGAAUGCCCGACGUUCACAAAGAUGUCGGUCCGUUCUCGUCGAGAACUCGUCUCGCAACGUAAGCUCUGCUGGAACUGUUUCCGAACCGGACACUCCGCCAAAAAAUGUUAUUCCAAAUUUACCUGCCGCACCUGUCGAGAGCGGCAUCACACGAUGCUUCAUGAUACCCCGCAAGUUGGCAAGAAUUCAUCCACCACUCCAGUCGUUACCACUCCCCAAGAGGAACCGCAACCCGGUCCAUCCAAGUUGUCACGUGUGGACUCACAAGAGGCUCCCACGUCGUCGAAAUUCCAAAGGGUUAGCAUGGCGGUUCAAGCCUAUACAAGCACAGUUCUGCUGGAGACAGUCGCACUGAACGUCGUCGAUGAUAACGGGAAGGUGUUUCAAGCCCGAGCGCUUCUAGAUUCGGCUUCAAUGUCGAACUUUAUGUCCAAGAAGUUCGCUAAACUUCUCUCCAACCGUCAAUCCAAGGUGGAUAUUACCGUGGCUGGUAUCGGCCAUUCCGUGCAGAAGAUGAAGCGCUCCAUCACCACCACCAUUAAGUCCAGAGUUGGUUCGUUCGAUACCAAACUCAAGUUCCUGCUAAUCGACAAUCCUAGUGCCGAUCUACCUACCGUUCCGGUUCAAAUUUCCACUAUGGAGAUCCCAGACGUUCCGAUUGCCGAUCCGCAGUAUUUUGUUCCCACGCAGUAUUAUGUUGUUUUGUCGACUUCGCUACGUAGUGAUUGGCGGUGA